GUUUUUAAAAACGAAUUUUUGAGAAUCCAAUCGCCCUCUCUUCCUCUUAUUCUCAUCACUCGCAUGUCCUUCCUGCUGACUGGUGCUCUCAUCUAGAGUUUCAGUGGCCGACGGCUCGAUCUCUUUCUCCUCCCUGCUCGCUGGCUUCUAGUGCUUCAAAGGUCCACUGUUUCUCUCGCAAGGACGAACUCCUGACCAUUGGGCUCUGUUCUUCAGCAUUCAUCAGUACAACUGGAGCUUCUGUGGGAUCCUACAUAUGAAACCUCAGAUGUGUCAGAUUGCGGAAUCACUAUGUCAAUCAAGCUGAUAGACCCUUUGCUGAUUUCUAAUGAAGACACCCGCAAACAGGCCAUGCUGAAGAGGUUUCAUCCCCCAAGGCCAGAAUGGUUCGAGAAAUUAUCAGCUCUGUUUUUGGCUAAAUGCAUGAAAGCUUACGAGGAAGAGGUUGCAGGUUAUAAAGCAGAACUUUUUUCUAGGUUGAGAGGAAGGGUUAAUAAAGUGCUGGAGCUUGGUAUUGGGACUGGUCCCAAUCUCAAAUAUUAUGCUGGCGAUGGUGAUGUCCAUGUUUAUGGUGUAGAUCCAAACCAAAAGAUGGAAAAAUAUGCUCAAGAAGCAGCAGUAGCUGCAGGUCUACCACCAACAAAUUUUAAUUUUAUACAAAUGGUUGGUGAGGCAUUGCCAAUAAGUGAUGCAUCCAUGGAUGUGGUUGUUGGAACUCUUGUAUUAUGUUCUGUUCAAGAUGUUAAUUUGGCACUACAAGAGGUGAAGAGGGUGCUGAAACCAGGUGGUCUCUACAUUUUUAUGGAGCAUGUGGCUGCACAAGAUCGAACAGCUCUGAAAUUUCUCCAGAAUAUUUUGGAUCCUUUGCAGCAGAUAGUUUUUGAUGGGUGUCAUCUAACCAGGCAAACAAGAAAGCACAUUUCUGAAGCUGGGUUUUCAGAUGUUAACAUUAAAAUGGCCUCUGUGCCUACUUUCUUUCUUAUAAGACCUCACAUAUAUGGGAUAGCACGUAAGUAGCAUCCAAAGAGUGUGAUAAGUGUUCAUUUGUUACCAAGAUACACUUUACAGAACCUCAUUAGACAUGUGGAAGGGAACAAAAUUCUCUGGUC
Macadamia integrifolia is the source of this 1109-nucleotide messenger RNA. Its product is annotated as methyltransferase-like protein 7A. The transcript has 8 exons. Bases 292 to 1017 code for a protein of 241 amino acids. NCBI's taxonomy places the organism in Eukaryota, Viridiplantae, Streptophyta, Magnoliopsida, Proteales, Proteaceae. The record is from RefSeq and is a predicted model, not a curated record. Gene Ontology annotation, molecular function: S-adenosylmethionine-dependent methyltransferase activity.